This is a messenger RNA of Iphiclides podalirius (scarce swallowtail), 291 nucleotides long. The record is from the annotation of a GenBank genome assembly. Lineage: Eukaryota; Metazoa; Arthropoda; Insecta; Lepidoptera; Papilionidae.
AUGGCUCGUACUAAGAACAACAGUGGCGAAAAUAACGUAGAUCCAGCAACUGUGCAAGCCAACGUUAAAAGUUCUAUUCAUGAUGAGUUAAUGAAGGAGCUUUUAGCAGAUUCAUUUGAAGACGAUUCAACUAAAAUUAAUACUGAAGGAUUGGCGCUGGUACUAGAAACAGCAAAGUGUCUCGUAUCAGAGACUUGCCUUCGGGCGGCUAGUACCGCAGUGCAUGAGAACUGCGAAAAAGUUGGAAUGACCAAUGUUGAAAAGAUCCUGACCCAAGUGCUGUGUGACUUU